AUAGUUCCCAGUCCCCCUGCUCCCUCACUGAUCGGGCCUCCUGUCAAAUCCUCACAGCCAGAUCUUUUCUUUCACGAUCCCUUCCCAGCCCCUCCUGCUCACUGCUGAAUUUGACAGGAGGUGCUGGUUAGGGACAGAGGGACAGAGAGAUAAUAUCGUGCUUUUAUAACUCUGUGAGGUAUUUGACAGGAGGUGAGGGAGCGGGACAUUAAAGAGAAAAUCCGGGACAGCGGAAUGAGGCAUAAAAAGCGGGACAGUUGUGAGGUAAGUAUUCCCUGUGCCUCCCGACAUGUCGGAACUAUAAGGCACACCGGACCGCAAACUCCGCUACGAGCGGAAGUGAUAUCAGUGCCCCGGAAGUUCCUGCUCGCCGGGUUAUCCUGGUCACCUUUGUUGCAUCACACCGGAGCCGGUUUCUUUCCUUCUGAUCGGCGCUCGUUUCGCUCGGGAGAAGCACAUUGCGGUAACCCCACAGCUGCCGGGAACAUGUUCUCUCUGUGCAGCACCGUGCAGCCGCAGGUCACAGUACCUCUAAGUCACCUUAUCACAGCCUUCCACACCCCAAAAACCACAGCUUACUUCCCCAGUUCAGCCUCAAUCCAGAGUCUUCAGCGCGAUGUGUGCCCUGACCAAGAAACUCACAGCAACGAGCCUACAUUCAAUCUAAGAGACUUGGGCUUGUCUGAACUGCGAAUCAAGCAACUGGACAAGAUUUUUGAUCAGCUUCUUCCUGGCAUCCACACAGACAAAAAGAAACGUCCGGCGCAGUGGCACACAUCUUACGUUUCUGCACAGUCCUUCUUUGAGAACAAGAAUGGAUUUUCCGGAGUUUUCAAUACUUUACGCUCGAGUUCCAUACUCAGACAACAGCCCAGCCCACUUAAACUAAUCUGCACUGAUCUCCAGUACUGGCCAGUUUUCAUUCAGUCUCGUGGGUUUAAAACACUGAAAGUAAAAACAAGGCGUCUGCAGUCAACCUCCGAUAGAAUUUCAGAAAUGGAAAACACUGCCCCGUCCUUCAUGAAGGGGUUUUUGUUGAGGGAUCGGUUACCAGAUGUGGACAACUUGGAUAAACUUGUUAAGAAUAAAAAUAUCCCAGAUGGACAUCAGGAUGCAUUUAAGACAGGAUUUGCUGAAGGGUUCCUAAAAGCACAGGCCCUCACCCAGAGAACAAACGAUUCACUGAGGAGGACACGACUGUUCCUGUUGGUUCUGUUGCUGCUCGGGAUAUACGGCUUGUCAAAAACACCAUUUUUGUCAGUUCGUUUCAGGACAACAUCAGGUCUUGAUGCUUCUGUUGAUCCCAUCCACAUGAAAAAUGUUACUUUUGAACACGUGAAAGGGGUUGAAGAGGCUAAACACGAACUCCAGGAAGUUGUUGAAUUUUUGAAAAAUCCACAGAAAUUCACAGUUUUGGGGGGCAAACUUCCCAAAGGUAUACUUCUGGUUGGCCCACCUGGCACCGGAAAGACCCUCCUCGCACGGGCCGUUGCAGGAGAAGCCGAUGUUCCCUUUUACUAUGCUUCAGGCUCUGAAUUUGAUGAGAUGUUUGUUGGCGUGGGAGCAAGUCGCAUUAGAAAUCUAUUCAGGGAAGCAAAAGGCAAUGCACCUUGUGUUAUAUUUAUUGAUGAGCUGGAUUCAGUUGGGGGCAAGAGAAUAGAAUCCCCCAUGCACCCCUACUCAAGACAAACCAUUAAUCAACUUCUUGCAGAGAUGGAUGGAUUUAAACCAAAUGAAGGUGUUAUAAUCAUCGGAGCAACAAAUUUCCCUGAAGCCUUGGAUAAUGCUUUGGUGCGACCUGGUCGGUUUGACAUGCAGGUCACCGUCCCCAGACCAGAUGUGAAGGGCCGGACUGAAAUCUUGAAGUGGUAUCUCAGCAAAAUCAAAUUUGAUGUGUCUAUUGACCCGGAGAUUAUUGCCCGAGGAACAGUAGGAUUUUCUGGAGCAGAACUGGAGAAUUUGGUCAACCAGGCUGCACUGAAGGCUGCAGUAGAUGGAAAAGACAUGGUGACUAUGAAGGAACUGGAGUUCGCCAAGGACAAAAUACUUAUGGGACCUGAAAGAAGAAGUGUAGAGAUAGACAGCAAGAACAAGACAAUCACUGCCUACCAUGAGUCCGGCCAUGCAGUUAUUGCGUACUAUACCAAGGAUGCCAUGCCCAUUAAUAAAGCUACAAUCAUGCCCAGGGGACCCACACUUGGACAUGUGUCCCUACUGCCUGAGAACGAUCGCUGGAGUGAGACCAGAUCUCAGCUUCUUGCUCAAAUGGAUGUCAGCAUGGGCGGAAGAGUAGCAGAAGAAAUCAUUUUCGGCUCUGACCAAAUCACCACAGGUGCAUCCAGUGAUUUUGACAGUGCUACACAAAUAGCUAAGCUGAUGGUGACAAGAUUUGGAAUGAGUGAAAAGCUAGGAGUGAUGACUUACUCUGAUACAGGGAAACUGAGUCCAGAAACACAAGCUGCUAUUGAGCAAGAAGUCAGAACACUUCUAAAGGAGUCUUAUGAACGUGCUAAGAACAUUUUGAAGACCCACGCUAAGGAGCACAAAAACUUGGCAGAAGCGCUACUGAUGUAUGAAACUUUGGAUGCCAAAGAAAUUCAGGUUGUGCUAGAAGGGAGGAAACUGGAGAGCAGAUGAUAUUGCACCCAUUCAGCUGUGUGUUCUAUCUAAUGGGGACUAUCUCUUUCAUUGUUUUAUCAUCACUGCAGCAAGUCCAUUCUUUAUAUCUACCUAUACUUUACUAUAUGCCAAAAUAUUCAUUGACUUUUUGAUCUCUGUAUUUUCCCUUGUUUUAUUAUUCAACUACACAUGUGUUAAAAUAGGGAGACAGAAUUGCAACUGAGAUCUACUAAAGAAUAACUCAGGACAGAACGAGAUAGGAUAUCCCAAGUAAGAUGUCUACAUUGCAGAUGGCAAGAUUGAUGUCUUUACUUACAUAUAGCAGGCUGGCUGCAGAUAGAUCUGUUCUGGGCUUUCACUGUAUAUGCCCAGAUGGGUAUCCAUUCAUAUGUUGCCUUAUAAUAUGUAUAUGCUAGAGUCUUACAUAUACAUCAUCCAUUAAUGCCUGUCGUCUGAUCUAGUGUGUUACAGCUACUUUGGUUGAGCAGUGAUAGGAAGUUCCUCUGAAAUAAAUGUAUAUAAAUAGUGAGUGUGGGCGUGCGUUUCGGAGGGUAGCAUUUAUCAACUGAAUUUUAGUGUCUCUGUUCAACAGAAGAGAGCUCCAACAUAAAUGCAUAACAAAUCACUCUCACAAUAGCCAAUCAUUUACACCUUUCACUGCAUUUAUUGUAUAAUGCACACUAGAGGCAUUUCAUUAUUUUAUGUACUUUGAAAUACUUCUGUGGUUUAAGAACAGAGGCCUUCAGUAGAUUAAAGCUUCACUGUUUAAAUUACAUUUUAUCUUAUGGGAGGUGAAGCUUUAGUUUGUUUUCAUGGGGGGACAGCCAUGACGACUUGAACCUUUGAGUGCUAUGAACUAGGCGUUUAGGUAUAUCAGCAGUAGGUAAUUAACUUUUUAAUAGUGGGGAUGAAAACUGCCGAGAGCUUUGUAAGUUUUAUGGUCACUGCACCAAUCUAUAUGACUUGGAGCAGUCCUAUAUUAAAUGCUGUUCUGUCUCUGUUGGUGCACUUCUCAUGCUUAUUCCAUCAGGUUUAGGUUGCUUCCAUCUCCUGUAUUUCUGCAUCUCUAAUUACUGUAUGUGAGAAAGACAGCCUUCUUGUUAUGUGUGUUGGUUUCUAUAUGCAUUAUUAGUUGUGUUCAUUCUACAACAGCCAUGCAGCAGUACAAUAUAAAGACACCAUGGGGAUAUCUGUAAUGCUGUUGGCCUGGUAAGCUGAUCCAUUCUGUAUAUGCAUAGUUGUUUCCUAGCAGUGAGCUUAGCUGUGAAAUGGACAUUUUCCAUUUGUUUUUCUAUUUUCCAAUCUCAUGUUGCUUGAAGUUGACAUUUCAAAGUUUUAAAGAAUAACUCAAGAAUGAAUAUGGCUAGAAAUACUGUACUUUAUACACUGAAGUUAGUGUAGAAGCUCAGAGGUCCAGCAGUUCUGUAACAGUGAUGAACCCUUGUUCAUCACGAGUUUCCAUCCUUGGAUCAUCUUAGGCCAUUUUUUGGGUGUCGGGGACUCUGGACUUAGUUUUCUAGGCUGUCGUUAAAGGGGUUGUUCACCUUUACAUUAAUUUUUGGUAUGAUAUAGAGAGUCCUGUUCGGAGGCAAUUUGCAGGUUUUCAUUUCAUUUUUUAUCUUUUUUUAGUUAUUAAGCUUUUUGUUCAGACGAUGUCCAAUUUGGAAUUUCAGUAGCUUUCCAGUUGCUAGGGUCUUAUUUAGCUCAGAAACCAGGCAGUGAUUUAAGUGAAAGACUGGAAUAUAAAUAGGAGGGGGACCAGAAUAGAAAGAUAAGGAAUAAAAAGGAGCAAUAAUAAUAAAAUUGUAGCCUCGCAAAGUGAAAGUUAUUUUUUUUUUUAGCUGCAGUGACCCCCAUUUGACGAAGCCAAAUUAUUAAAAAAUUAUAAUAAAUGAAGACCAAUUGCAAAGUUGCUAGAAAUAGGACAUUCUAUGACAUUUUCCUUAACGGUGAACCACCCCUUAAAUACGCCAAACUUCUUCAGAAAUCACCAGCCCAGAUACGGUGCUGUGAAACAGCUAAAAAUAAAAGGGCAUUUUCAGAGACAAAGGUCUAAAGUGCAGUGGUCAUCAUGGGCUAAUAGACAAGCCCAAAACAUAACGUGUAGCAAUUCUAGCCUACUUCUUAUUUAAGCUUUAGUUCUCCUUUAAUGAUAGGCUUUAUGCUUUUAAAUGACACCUUGAUGGGAGAAUUUUAUUUUGAUGGAAUUUUGUUCCAUGAAGUUUGUUAGUCAGGAAGUUAAUGAGCCAUUGGUUGCUUUAUGCUGUAAUGUGUGUGCAGCAUGUCACUAGUUUUGUUUGGGAGACUCGCCCUUCUUCCAACCUUCACAUUACAGCAGCCAGCCAUGUCGUUGCUUGACUGUAGUAGAAAACAAAAUGACCAUUAUACAAUGCAGAGUUUAUUUUUUAAUAAAUCAAGAUGUAGAGUUUCAUUUUAGGAACAUAUUGUAUUUCGUUUGAGGUUUUACUGUAAGCAGGUUUCCCACACAGCAGUGUCAGCAAUAUGCCCAUUGCACGUUGCAGCUGCUUACUGUACUCUCCAUGGUUUGAACGCAAUAAAAUAUUCUGUUCUGACGUGUAAAUUGAGAAAUUGUAAAACAUAUUUAAUAAUGUAAAUAAAAUUAAAAUCUUAACUCUG
Xenopus tropicalis (tropical clawed frog) is the source of this 5256-nucleotide messenger RNA. It is a transcript of the gene yme1l1, whose product is annotated as YME1 like 1 ATPase. NCBI's taxonomy places the organism in Eukaryota, Metazoa, Chordata, Amphibia, Anura, Pipidae. Gene Ontology annotation, molecular function: ATP hydrolysis activity; ATP-dependent peptidase activity; metalloendopeptidase activity. The transcript is spliced from 19 exons. Gene Ontology annotation, cellular component: membrane; mitochondrial membrane. Bases 235 to 2637 code for a protein of 800 amino acids. The record is from RefSeq and is a predicted model, not a curated record. Gene Ontology annotation, biological process: positive regulation of mitochondrial fusion; proteolysis; mitochondrial protein processing.